AGUGUAGAAGGUGUUGGAGACAUUACUUGUAACUCAACUGUAUUGACAAGAGAAAAAAUAAUGACUGACGAUGAUGACGAUGGGGACUAUGUGUAUGAUGUUUAUAUGUCACGUCACUGCAAUAUGGAGGCAGUGAGCUCAUUUGAUUGGUCAACACUGUCAGUAUAUUCUCAUUCAUCAAUAUUAAUUCAUGACAUCUUUGAAUCUGAUGAUGACAAGUUUGAAGAUGAAGACGACUCAAACGACGAGUCCAAUUGGCGGAAUGAUUAUCCUGAUGAAGAAGAUAGUGAGAGCAGCAGUGCCUCCUCUAAUUCUUCAGUUGAUUCUGAUAACAUUCAUCAUUCCCAGUACAGGCACAGGGAACCUUAUUACGAUGAAUUGGAGUUCUUUGGUGAUUCAUCUGGUUAUUACGAUAAUGAUAAUUAUGAAGGGGGCGGAGCUGAUGAUUAUGACACUGACGACGAGGAAUAUGUUUAAAAACAAGAGAAUUUUAAUAAUUUUGAACAACAAUCAUUCACUUAAAUUGAAUAUUAAGAAAAUAAUACAAAAUAUUA
Amphimedon queenslandica is the source of this 554-nucleotide messenger RNA. RefSeq names its product probable RNA polymerase II nuclear localization protein SLC7A6OS. The coding region runs from base 61 to 477 and encodes 138 amino acids. Lineage: Eukaryota; Metazoa; Porifera; Demospongiae; Haplosclerida; Niphatidae. The record is from RefSeq and is a predicted model, not a curated record. The transcript is spliced from 5 exons.